Molecule: messenger RNA, 865 nt
Organism: Dermacentor albipictus
Lineage: Eukaryota; Metazoa; Arthropoda; Arachnida; Ixodida; Ixodidae
Source: RefSeq, a predicted model, not a curated record
GAGCUAUGUGUACUGGCUUCAAGCUGUCUUCUAGUGAUUUCGCCUCGUCGCCUACCUUCCUGUCAGGUGAACGACGACAUCAAGUCGCAACUAGAAAAAAAUGUACUCAAGAACAGUCUUGUGUCUAUACUUAGUCUUCUUGACAACUCGUCUCGUACACAUGGACAAAGAAGGAGUCGAUGAGAGCAAGGUUCCUAACAAGCAAGGUUCCAACGUGAUAGUGGAUCUUGAAGAGGAAGCAACGAACUUUAUACAGAAAUUGAACGAGACGGCCGGAAAUAUUAUAAGUUGGGGCCUUACGAGCAAAUACGGCUACUGGAGCAGCAAUGAAACCAAAAAGUACACAGUUAAAGCACUAGUGAAUGGAAUGAAAUGUGAAAACGGUGUCAAUGACCGAGUGCCUCCUAAUAUUGCGAGAAAGUUGUUUGUAUGGAAUAUCACUCAUGGCAUAAGUAGCCCUCUUAGGCUUACCACAAUGGUUACUGUUCCAAUGAUACGAGAGAAAGGUGUUCCCGGAACCAAGAUCACAAUCGACGUGAACAAGAAAACUAAAGUAAUACUAUCCAAAAAAGUGUCCCUGAAGAAAGCUUCGAAUGAAGUAGUCGAAAGAUGGUCGCAGUCCUGCCCUUUCAUCGCAAGUGUGUCAUUCGAUGGAUGGUUUGCCUACGAGACCACGGACGUCCGAAACGGCCCGGAAAAUGGCACUAAAUAUAAGACCGUUGGUGUAGGAAGCCUACGCAACCCGUCGAAAGGACUCAUCAAUGCUAGUGACCACAUUUUGACAUAUACAUUGAGGGGUAUUUUCUGGCAGCAAUUCUGGUGGCGCCGCGAACAAGCAACUUAUAAGCACUAUUUGAUUGGCUAG